Molecule: messenger RNA, 1098 nt
Organism: Micromonas pusilla CCMP1545
Lineage: Eukaryota; Viridiplantae; Chlorophyta; Mamiellophyceae; Mamiellales; Mamiellaceae
Product: H+-or Na+-translocating f-type, v-type and A-type ATPase superfamily
Exons: 4
Coding region: 1-1098 (365 amino acids)
Biological process (GO): proton transmembrane transport
Cellular component (GO): vacuolar proton-transporting V-type ATPase, V1 domain
Molecular function (GO): proton-transporting ATPase activity, rotational mechanism
Source: RefSeq, a predicted model, not a curated record
AUGUUUGUUCUCCGGACCUCGGUGAACGAACGAACAUCCGUCAACGGGAAUCAAAACGAUAAACCUGACAGACUCUGUGCUCGUCGGUCCACGCAGUUCAACGUGCCGGAGCUUCGCGUGGGAGCUUUCGACGAUCUCAUCGAGCUCGGCGACACCAUCUCAGAAGUGGUGUCACCGCUCCUGGAUGCGGUCGCCCGUAGGAUACAGAAGCAAUUCGUAGAGCUUCACUCGUCGGAUGGGAUGGACGAGCAGGAACUCACUGUUGAUGGGAUUCCUCCCGAUCAAUUCUUGACGAGUUUUGAAUGGGAUGGAGCGAAAAAUCCCACGCACAGACCGAUCAAAAAAAUCGUUCAAGAGUUGCGAGAAAACGUCGCGACCAUAGACGAAGAGUUGAAAGUGAAAACCAGCGAAUACGCAGCUGCCAAGGCUCAGCUCAGCGGAAUUUCAAGGAAGACCGGUUGGAGCUUAGCGACGAGAGACCUCGGAGAUAUAGUUCAGGAAUCGGACAUAAUAGAAACGGAUAAUCUUGUGACGUUGUUUGUCGCGGUGCCGAUUUUCAGUAAAAAGGACUGGUUAAAAAGCUACGAAACGCUCGCGCACUUCGUUGUUCCGCGCUCGUCGAAGCUGAUAAAAGAAGACGAAGAAUACGCCCUAUAUACCGUCACACUGUUUCACCGCGUCGUCGAUGCUUUUAAAUCUGCUGCCCACGAGAAGUCGUUUCAAGUUCGCGAGUUUCACUACAACGCCGAGACGAUCCAAUCGGAGGCAAGUGAAAGAAACGACAGAGUCAGAGAAGUUGAAGAACGAAGCGCUGCUUUGGAUUCUCUCUGUAGAGCUUGUUACCGAAAUGUGAUAAGUGACUGGAUUCAUGUCUGCGCCAUACGCAUCUUUGUUGAGAGCGUUUUGCGAUAUGGAUUACCCCCGAACUUUCUCGCUUGUAUCAUAAAACCACACAAGAAAUCAGAAAUAAAAUUAAGAUGGAUUUUACAAGAUUGGUUGGGUCAUGGCGCUUUAUUGAAUUGGGACAUCUUCCCGGAAGAUGAAAAAAGAAACAUGGAAAGAUCGUAUCCUUACGUUUCAUUUGCGCUAAUACUGUGA